AAAACUCUUAACAAAAUGAUGGCUGUAGCUGCUGCCCAAAAGAACCGCGAAAUGUUCGCCAUUAAAAAAUCAUACAGUAUUGAGAAUGGUUAUCCAUCUCGCCGCCGCUCCUUGGUGGAUGAUGCCCGCUUUGAAAGCUUGGUUGUCAAACAAAACAAACAAAUUGUUUUGGAAGAGGCCCGCACCAAGGCUAAUGAUGGUUCCUUGGAAGAUGCCAUCAUGCAAGCCAAGGGCGAACAUGUACCCACCCAAGAACAAAUUGAAUUGCAAGAUGAACAACAGCUAGAAAAUCUAGAUGUUGUCGAUGAUAUUGAACAAAAUGAUUUUGAAGUUACAAUUGAAUCUGAAAUGCCAGCUGAAUCUGAAUCAACUCAGGAAUCUAAUGAUAAUAGCGAUGAAUCUAGUGAUAAUAAACAAAAUACAGAUGAUGCUGGUUUAACUGAAGAUGAAAUUGUUCUGGCCAAUGCCGCCAGUGAAUCUCCUGAAGCCGAAAAUGCCGUACAAAAUGCCGCCUUGAUUGUACGCCUCAAGGAGGGUAUCACCUCUUUGGGUCGCAUCUUGAAGGCCAUUGAAAACUACCAUGGCACCAUUCAACAUGUUGAAUCACGCCAAUCCCGUUCCGAGGGUGUUGAUCACGAUGUCCUCAUCAAGUUGAGCAUGACUCGUGGUAAUCUCUUGCAAUUGAUUCGUUCGCUACGCCAAACCGGCUCCUUCAGCAGCAUUAAUUUGAUGGCUGAAAACAAUAUCAGUGUCAAGGCUCCCUGGUUCCCCAAACAUGCCUCCGAACUGGAUAACUGCAAUCAUUUGAUGACCAAAUACGAACCCGAUUUGGAUAUGAACCACCCCGGCUUUGCCGAUAAAGUCUAUCGCCAGCGUCGUAAGGAAAUUGCCGAAAUCGCUUUCGCCUACAAAUACGGAGAUCCAAUUCCCCACAUUGAAUACACCGAAGUGGAGGUUAAGACCUGGCGUUCUGUGUUCCGUAUGGUCAAGGAAUUGACACCCAAGCAUGCUUGCAUUGAAUACCGCAAUGCCUUCAAGAAAUUGGAAGAAGAGAAAAUCUUUGUGGAGGAUCGUCUGCCACAAUUGCAGGAAAUGUCGGACUUUUUGCGUAGAAAUACCGGUUUCACUUUGAGGCCAGCUGCUGGGCUGUUGACAGCUCGUGACUUCUUGGCUUCGUUGGCAUUCCGUAUCUUCCAAUCGACACAAUAUGUUCGUCAUGUGAAUUCACCAUUCCACACACCCGAACCUGAUUGCAUCCAUGAACUGUUGGGUCACAUGCCCUUGUUGUCCGAUCCCAGCUUUGCUCAAUUCUCACAGGAAAUUGGCUUGGCUUCAUUGGGUGCCUCCGAUGAUGAAAUUGAAAAAUUAUCUACCGUCUACUGGUUCACCGUUGAAUUCGGUCUCUGCAAGGAACACGGCGAGGUGAAGGCCUACGGUGCCGGUCUCUUGUCCGCCUAUGGUGAACUUUUGCACGCCAUCUCCGACAAGUGUGAACAUCGUCCCUUCGAACCCGCCUCCACCGCUGUCCAACCCUAUCAGGAUCAAGAAUACCAACCCAUCUACUAUGUGGCCGAAAGUUUCGAUGAUGCCAAGGACAAAUUCCGUCGCUGGGUGUCCACCAUGUCGCGUCCCUUCGAGGUGCGUUUCAAUCCCCACACCGAACGUGUAGAAAUUUUGGAUAGUGUGGAGAAAUUGGACACCCUGUUGCAUCAGAUGAACACAGAAAUUCUGCACUUGACCAAUGCCAUAAACAAAUUGCGUCGUCCUUUCUAAAUCCAGCCA
Musca vetustissima is the source of this 1782-nucleotide messenger RNA. RefSeq names its product tyrosine 3-monooxygenase (gene ple). Gene Ontology annotation, molecular function: iron ion binding; tyrosine 3-monooxygenase activity. Lineage: Eukaryota; Metazoa; Arthropoda; Insecta; Diptera; Muscidae. Gene Ontology annotation, biological process: dopamine biosynthetic process from tyrosine. Gene Ontology annotation, cellular component: perikaryon; cytoplasm; axon. The coding region runs from base 16 to 1773 and encodes 585 amino acids. The record is from RefSeq and is a predicted model, not a curated record. The transcript is spliced from 7 exons.